Phytophthora sojae is the source of this 372-nucleotide messenger RNA. RefSeq lists its product as hypothetical. The record is from RefSeq and is a predicted model, not a curated record. The coding region runs from base 1 to 372 and encodes 123 amino acids. Lineage: Eukaryota; Oomycota; Peronosporomycetes; Peronosporales; Peronosporaceae. The transcript has a single exon.
AUGAGGCUUUACGCCGCGAUUGCGACCGUGCUGCUUCUCCUCGCGUGCGUCUCCGCGACUGAGAACGACGUGACUCGCUCGCUGACUACUGGACGGAACGGCGGCACCAAGCAACGUCUACUGAGGAGCACGCACGCCGGCGAGGAGAGGGGUGCUGUUUCGACUGUGGGAAACCUGGCCGAAAAGGCGAAGUUCCGAUUCUGGAAGCUGAUCGGCGACCACCCCGGGGUGAUCCACGAGAAGUGGUUUAAGAACAUGGACGCAAAAGAUAUCCUCGCAAGCCCGAAACGCAAAGUCUGGUCCAGGUAUGAGGAAUGGUACAACAAGAAGACGUGGGACAAAAUUAAAGCUGCUGCUAAUACUGCUAACUAA